Molecule: messenger RNA, 3611 nt
Organism: Gaeumannomyces tritici R3-111a-1
Lineage: Eukaryota; Fungi; Ascomycota; Sordariomycetes; Magnaporthales; Magnaporthaceae
Exons: 7
Coding region: 897-3116 (739 amino acids)
Biological process (GO): positive regulation of transcription from RNA polymerase II promoter by galactose; DNA-templated transcription
Cellular component (GO): nucleus
Molecular function (GO): zinc ion binding; RNA polymerase II cis-regulatory region sequence-specific DNA binding; DNA-binding transcription factor activity, RNA polymerase II-specific
Source: RefSeq, a predicted model, not a curated record
CUGAGGGCUCAGGCCCAGUGCGGCGCCCGGCUUUAUCAUAACCUUCGAGUCUCUCCCCUUUUCCUCAGACUCCGCACCAGAUCCGAGCCUCUGCUGCCUGUAAACCCAUGACUGCCUGUGAUGCAGGUGGGUUAGGUGGCUGUGUUUUUCUUCUUCUCUGAAGAGCUUGGUAGGGUUUUUGCCUGUCUAGGUGCCGCUGCCUGCCGCUCCAGCCCAGCUCCAGCCUCCAUCCAACAAUCACCUCAAUCAAGCUUUCUGCGACUGUUCCUUGGUCUGUGUCUGGGCCCAUCAGCCCCGAGCUCCUAGAAACGGCUGAGCCCAUCCGCAAGGCGGAGGCUCACUCCCACGGCUGCUGCUGGACACCGCCUGCGCAGCCUGUACUUUCUAUUUGCCUCCAAGAAGCGAUCCCCUCCACCCUGUCAGCUAGACGGCAGCACUCCGGCCGCGGCAGGCUGAACCCCCUGGUCAGGGUGGACCCAUUGGGCCUCCCCACUGGCUCCUGAAGCCGCCUUCCCCCUCGGUAUCUGGUCUAGACUUUCUUACUUCCCUGCAAGCAUCGGAGCUAGGGCUGGCAGCCUGGUCUCGCCUUCUCUCCGCGUGAGGACCACGCAACAGCAACCAACCGGAGCCCUUCCGCCGCAGCCACGCCCAGACAACGCGCCAGCCAGCCGUCGGCCGGGUCUCGGAGCCCAAGUGACCUGCACCCGCAGACCCGCUCUUGACCCCCCGCCCGGACCGUCAGCCGACUCUCUGCCUCGCCCUGCCUGCUAUGCUCUGAUGGAACUGUAUGCGUUGGUCAAGCCCUACCCGAGAGCAGGAGCAGCAGUGGCAGCAGCAGGAGCAGAAGCAGCAGCAGCAGCAGGAACAGUAGCUGUACGGCCGCCCGGCCAUCCAUCAUGACCCGUCCAAGGGUGCCGGAUGACAAGCGGAUACGCAUCGCCCAGGCCUGCGGCUUCUGCAAGACGCGAAAGCAAAAGUGCGACGGCCAAAAACCAUGCUCCCUCUGCGUCCGCAAGAAGAACGCCAACAACUGCUCCUACGACGGCAUGAGCCGGAAUAAGGCAGCAGCUGGCCCUUCGGCGAGACGACGACUCGACGAUGCUACCGCCGUUACCCCUCCAGCCUUUCCGCAGCCAUCGUCGCCGGACAAGACCGACUCUCCCAGCGGCAGCAGCAUGGACGCAUCGACCCCGUUCUCCAUCGCGGCCUUGACUACCUCUACGCCCGUCGGUGGCUCAGGGUCCGCCUCGGGUCUCAGUCCGGAAGCCAGCCUUCCUCCGCAGCCCAUCAUGGAAGCCGCCUCCAGCGCGUCCCCGCAUGGAAACAUGCGAUCAGCCGACUCGGCGCCGGCAGCCAGUGCUUGGCCAGAGGCCCCGUUGGAAGGCCCAACUUCAUGGAUAGAAGUCCGCGUCCCUUCUCACCUCUACGCCACUGAAAGAAUGCUGGGGCUCUCUCUCCCGGAAGGAGAGACCGUCAAUCUUUUAGGCUGCUCCAGCCAUCUCGCAUAUCUGGAUGCACUCCGAAACGUCCUCGAGGUCACCUUUAUGCCGAAUCCCCUCCAUCGACCGCUUGAUCUGAGGUUCAGGCUCAUGGAACUACAACCUUCACUCUUGCACCCAUCUAUGGCGCUACCAAUCGACCUUCCGAACGAGAGCGUGACAUAUGCUCUGGUUGAAGAAUAUCUAAUCAAUACCUACGGUCUCCUCCAGGUAUACGACGAGGAAGAGGCGCUGGACGCGACGGUCCGAAACAUAAUAGCAGAAGGGAACCGUGAUAACCGGGGUCGCGCGCUUCUCUAUCUUACCCUGGCGCUUGGCCGUGUUCUGGCCGGGCCCAAGGCGGAGACCAUGGUUGGCGAUAUUGAUGCCGAGGCAUACUUCCAAAGUGCCAAUGUCAUGGUCGACGACUCGGGAAAGGACCUCUGGACAGUGCGAGUCCUUCUUCUCAAGUGCCUCUACGCUCUUAGUGUCGUGAGAAGAAAUGAAGGAUACGACUAUAUAGGGAGGGCUGGCUGGCUGGCGCAGCUGCUUGGGAUGCAUCGAGAAGAGCAUCUGCUUAUGCGAUACGACGACAUGAUGAAGAACGGCCGGCCGUGGAGCUUCAACCCGAGCACCGGCCGACUAAGGAGGAACGUAUGGCGCAGCCUCUUGGUACUCGACCGCUUCGUGGCCGCCCAGCUUGGCCGCCCGCCAGUUGUCAGCGACGGCACCGCAUUUCCCGCGCCGCCCGAGGGUACCGAGGGCGACCAGACCAGUAUGCCUCCCGUUAUCCGCGGCGUGAACCUCCUGAGUAUGAUCUUGUCCAAGAUUUACGCAAUGCCGGAAACGUCGGCAGCCACCGCCGCCGAGAUAGCCACCCACGUCCAUGGCUGGCCGUCGGUGAGCGCAAUCAUAGUCAAUCACGAUGCCGCCGUGCCACCGCCGGCCACGCCGGCCGAGGAGAGACGGCUUGCCAUGCAUCUCGUGCUUGGGAAGCUGCUCAAGCUCCACUGCAUCAAUCUUUUAGGUCGACCCUUUGUACUCUUUGACGCACAUUACAAGGGCUCAUACGAGGCACAUCCGCUUGCGGGAGGCGGUGAGGUUUUCCCCCGGAACGCCAUCGAGGCGUCCUAUGUGGCCAUCUCGGUGGUGUUGGGUGCACUUAGGAACGGCUUACUACCAAGGCGGAAUCCUUUCGUUGUAAACGCGAUGUUCACAUCUGCAUUGGUCGUUUUGAGCCAGGAGAUCUCCUCGGAUGCGUGGAAGUCAUGCCACGACCCAAUAUUACGAGGGGACGGACAAGCUCAAGCGAUGCGCUCAGCACUUGAGUAUUUCAUCUACGCUGCCGAGUCGGAUGCGCAGGCCAAACACCUGUUGGGUCUUCUGAGAUAUCUUUGCGGCAAAUGCAAGAACCCUCUUCUUUCAGCGCUCGCAGAGGCCUCUGCAGAGAGCAUUCAGACCCAUACCAAUUUUGCGAUGUCGAGCUCGGCGUCUAUGAUCUCCGGUGGACAAGGCCAGUUGCCCCAUCGACAACAGCAUUUUCCACAACACGACCAAGCGCCCCCGCCAGAACAGCCGCCCCUGUACCCCCAACCACCACCCCCAUUGUACACUGUCCCAUCCGUAUCAAAAGGCUAGUACGGACUCGCCGCGUCCUCCUCAGCUCUUGUCUGACUGGCCCACGGGAGGAUGGCGCAUCCAUGAUUUGAGGAUAAGGAAAAACAAAGGUGGCUCGAUGGAGCGGGCUUUAUUAUUCGUAUUUUAUUUUGUCAUCAUUUUCUCCCAUGGUCUUUCCUGGCGGGUUUAUCUCCUAUUGUUCUGGCGCAUACCCCAUAUCUACUUGAGCUCUUUUUGCAUUUGGAAUGUUGACGCGCAUCUGGUGUUGGGCGUACACUUGGUGAUAUCAUGAAUGGUGGCAGAAUCACGUCGCAGCUGGCUGUCUGGGGGUGGUUAGGUCUGAUCACUUAUUGGCGUCAAUGGGGCUUUUAGAGCCGGGGAAAAAAGUGGUUCAGAAUCGCAAUGCUGGUCGUAUAAUUUAUGGCUACAAAAUGUCCAAACACCGCCAAGGAUACUCCUCUAUGUCUGAUAUGUAAUGGAUAAAUGUGAGGAGAGAAUGCUAGGCUAUAUAUGGGG